Molecule: messenger RNA, 942 nt
Organism: Parnassius apollo (apollo)
Lineage: Eukaryota; Metazoa; Arthropoda; Insecta; Lepidoptera; Papilionidae
Source: the annotation of a GenBank genome assembly
AUGCCAGUCACCAGGUCACAGAAGGAUGCCCCCUCACGUCCCGGGUCCCGUCCCUCAGAUAAGGACGUGACAGGUGAAAUGUCGGGAUCUGCGUCAGCGUCAGCAUCAUCAGGAACAGCAACUAGGUCAGAUUCUUCGGGCACUACGACCACAGAGGAUACCACCACGACAGAGACCACGGUUGCAACUGCCACCACAGCGGUGUCUGAGGAGAACGGACAGAAUGAUGAAGCCGCACAGAAGGAGACGACCAAGAAGACUCCAGAGGAUAUUCCGGACAAGGGCGGUCAUGGCUCCGCCACAACCCUUAAGCCAAAGGGGUCAGUCGUCGCGCCAGCCCGCAUCAGAUUAGAGCUGGCACAGUAUGAAGAGGAGGACUCCGUGGAUGAAGACCAGGAAGACAGAAUAGCACAGAUGCAGAACUGGAUCGAGACAUCAGUAAUGGAAGAAAACAACAUGGGAAAACACGAGCAACGAGGUCAGCAUCCUCCGGAAGAGCCAAAUGUGAAGCCUGAAGAGAACUCCUCAACGAAAGAUACGAGCGAGAUUCAAGCGCUGACAAUAGCAUUGAAGGAAGCUCUUGCUACAAGAGGAGGACCUUGCCACAGGAGGACAACAGAAGAGGGCGAGUUCUCCGACUCCAUUCCUCUGAAGCAGACAAAUAUGGAGCCUUCGCGACCUCAGAAGAGAAGAGCGGGUUCAGAAGAUCUCAUCGAAAAGCGACUUAUUUUACAAGGGAAAAAGACUUUAAGGAAAAAGAUACAAGAAAGUCAACAGAAAAUACUUGUCCUAUUGUCAAACUGGACACUUCCUCGUCGACUGCCAGAAGUUCCAGAAGACGUUAGUACAAAAUCGAUGGGCAACAGUAAAGAAAAGUCACGUUUGCUUCAAAUGUCUUCAGGGGAAACAUCGAAAGGAGAGCUGCAAGAAACCACCAUGUAA